CUUCUUCUUCUUCUUCUUCUUCUUCUUCUUCUUCUCCAUUGAUACUUUCCCAAGCAAAGCUUCUUCAAUCUUCCUCAUUUUUGGAAAUCAAGUGAUUAUGCUUAGGAGAUGGAACCUAGUUAUGGAAUCACUCCGUCGCGUUCAUCGCACUGAUCUAGAAACCCUAGUUUCGUGUACUAUACUCAAUCGCACAAUUUGCACAGCUUCAGAACAGUUGAACCAUGGUGUUCUUGAUGAGAGCUAUGUUCUAUCUGAGUUAUCUUCAUUGCUUCCAAUUUCAUAUAAUAGAACCUCAGUGGCAAAGGAAGAAACAGUUUCGAGGAAUCAAGAAACAGCUAUUGAUUUGUUUUUGUCGCCUGAGGAACGAAUUAGAGGUGUGUUUCUUCAGAAAUUGAAAGGGAAAUUUGCAAUACAGAAGAGUUUGAGUAGUCUUGGGAUUGGUUUGAGUAUUGAGAUUGUCGCCGAUGUUGUUAAUCGAGGGAAUUUAAGCGGUGAAGCGAUGGUUUCGUUUUUCAAUUGGGCGAUUUGUGAGCCUGGUGUAUCUAAAGAUGUUGAUAGCUACUGUGUGAUAUUGAGAGCGUUAGGAAGGAGAAAGUUUUUCUCUUUUAUGAUGGAUGUUUUACGGGGAAUGUUGUGUGAAGGUGUUAAACCUGAUCUGAGGUGCUUGACCAUUGCUAUGGAUAGCUUUACUAAGGUUCAUUAUGUGCGUAGAGCUAUAGAGUUGUUUGAGGAAAGUGAAAGUUUUGGUGUGAAUUGUAAUACUGAGUCUUUCAAUGCUCUGUUGCGGUGUCUCUGCGAGCGUUCUCAUGUGACUGCUGCGAAAUCGGUGUUUAAUUCAAAGAAAGGUAAUAUACCUUUUGAUGGUUUGACUUAUAAUGUUAUGAUUAGUGGGUGGUCGAAGCUCGGUGAGAUUGAAGAGAUGGAAAAGGUUUUGAAGGAGAUGGUAGAGAGUGGAUUUGGUCCUGACUGUUUGUCUUACAGCCACCUUAUCGAAGGGUUGGGAAGAGCUGGUCGUAUCAAUGAUUCUGUUGAGAUCUUUGAUAAUAUAAAACACAAGGGUAGUGUUCCUGACGCAAAUGUUUACAACGCUAUGAUCUGUAAUUUCAUAUCUGCGCGAGAUUUUGAUGAAUCUGUGAUGUACUACCGAAGGAUGCUGGAUGAGGAAUGUGAACCUAACUUGGAAACCUAUUCCAAGCUUGUUUCUGGGCUCAUUAAAGGGCGUAAGGUUUCUGAUGCGCUUGAGAUAUUCGAAGAGAUGUUGUCAAGAGGCUUUCUUCCCACCACAGGGCUCGUUACCUCUUUCCUCAAGCCGCUUUGUAGCUAUGGUCCACCACACGCUGCAAUGGUUAUCUAUCAGAAAUCAAGAAAAGCUGGAUGUAAGAUAUCAGAAAGCGCAUAUAAGCUGUUGCUGAAGAGGCUAUCAAGAUUUGGAAAAUGUGGGAUGCUGUUGAACGUAUGGGACGAAAUGCAAGAGUGUGGAUAUCCUUCUGACGUGGAAGUAUACGAGUAUAUUGUGGAUGGGCUCUGUAUCAUUGGGCAUCUAGAUAAUGCUGUGCUUGUGAUGGAAGAAGCCAUGCGUAAAGGGUUUUGUCCAAACCGCUUUGUUUAUAGUAGGCUUAGCAGUAAAUUAAUGGCUUCAAACAAAACAGAAUUGGCUUAUAAGCUGUUUCUGAAGAUCAAAAAGGCUCGUGCUACAGAAAAUGCUCGCAGAUUCUGGCGAUCAAAUGGAUGGCACUUUUGAUCUUUAAUUUUUUGUUGUAUGUUCACGGGGAGACUAGAAUAUGACUCUAGUCUUCGUAGAAGUGAAAAUAUGAUGUACAUUAUCACAUAUUUAGUCAAUGAACUUGUAAUAGAGUACAUUUAGAGUUACAUUCAUUAGGGAUCGGUUUGCAUUCUUAUUUUAAUAAACCCCUUCUAGUGGAUGGCUUAAACCCAAAGGCAUACUUGUCUGUUUCUA
Messenger RNA from Capsella rubella, 1957 nucleotides. RefSeq names its product putative pentatricopeptide repeat-containing protein At5g43820. NCBI's taxonomy places the organism in Eukaryota, Viridiplantae, Streptophyta, Magnoliopsida, Brassicales, Brassicaceae. The record is from RefSeq and is a predicted model, not a curated record. Bases 98 to 1741 code for a protein of 547 amino acids. The transcript has 2 exons. Gene Ontology annotation, molecular function: protein binding.